Molecule: messenger RNA, 1168 nt
Organism: Oreochromis aureus
Lineage: Eukaryota; Metazoa; Chordata; Actinopteri; Cichliformes; Cichlidae
Product: haptoglobin
Exons: 4
Coding region: 71-1030 (319 amino acids)
Biological process (GO): proteolysis
Molecular function (GO): serine-type endopeptidase activity
Source: RefSeq, a predicted model, not a curated record
AUAUAAAUACUCCCAGCAGAAAAAUGCACAACACACUCGACGGAAGAGACUCUAACCAUUGCUGAAGAGGAUGAAUAUGAUCCACAGAAUGGCGUUUUCUCUGACUGUGGUCGUCCUGGCUGCGUGGGCCUGCCUGGCAGAUGUGGCUCAUACUGAAGAAAGGAUGAAAGGCUCUGUGUUAGCCUCCAGGACAGCAUCACUCCGCUCCAGGCGAAUGGUUGGUGGGAAACUGGCUCCUCAUGUGCCCUGGCAGGCCAUGGUCUACAUUGCUGAGAGCAUACUGGAUGGAGGUUAUGCAGGCGGUGCUCUCAUCUCUGACCGCUGGGUGUUGACGGCUGGAAGAAACCUUUUCGUUAAGAAGAGUCGGGAGGCCAUUCAAGGAAAGGAGCCUGUCAUCCCUAAAGUGUACCUGGGAAUUACAAAAAAGGAUGAUGCUAAUUCUUCCAGUGAGGUUGCUGUUGAGAAGGUUGUUCUCCAUCCAGGCUUUCAGAACCAGUCUGACUGGAACAACGACCUGGCUCUGAUCCAGCUGAAGCAGCCUGUCGUUAUAAAUGAUAAAGUGACCCCCAUCCCAUUACCAGAGCGAGGCCAGGACCUGGCCAAGGCUGUGCGUGGGUCAGGAAUUAUCACUGGAUGGGGCUGGGGACCCCUUCUCACUCCUUCUCCCUUUCUCAAACACAUCGUAGUCCCCCUGGCCAAUCACUCUGAGUGUAGGGCUGAAUAUGAAAGUCUUGCACUCACGCCAACUGUAGAUGAUGACAUGAUCUGCACUGCUGCCACAAAAUAUCAGGAGAAUGUCUGUUUUGGGGAUGCAGGUGGAGCUCUGGCUGUCACAGAUCCUGAAACUGGGGACAUAUAUGCUGCAGGGAUCCUGUCCUAUGAUAAAUCCUGCACUAGGUACAAGCACGCAGUGUAUAUGAAGCUUUCCUCAUAUUUGCCCUGGAUCCACAGCAUUAUGAGAGGAGAUACAGACACAUCAACUGCUGUGCGCUUUAAAGCAAUGUCUGCGAUGUACAGAAGGCAGGAGUAAUUUGGCCGUCCUUUAAGUGUUGAGGAGGUGUUUAAUCUGUGAUUUGUGCUUGUAAAGUAACACCUGUUGUUUUGUAUCAUUUAAAUCUGUGAAGAGAGGAAAAAAUACACUGAAUAAAUAAAUUUUUAAAAAACAGCA